Messenger RNA from Cuscuta campestris, 1287 nucleotides. NCBI's taxonomy places the organism in Eukaryota, Viridiplantae, Streptophyta, Magnoliopsida, Solanales, Convolvulaceae. The record is from the annotation of a GenBank genome assembly.
ACUGGCCCCUCCUCGCAGUCGGGAGAAUUAUAGCGUCCAAGACGCACCCAAGUACUGUGAGUACCACCGUAACAGCACCCACAAUACGUCGGAGUGCGUUACGCUGAAGAAGGAGAUGGACCAGCUGAUCGCUAGGGGGCUGCCUCCUCGACUGGAGUGGCAGGCACCGGGGAACAGAACAUGGAGGAGACCACCAGCCGCCGCCACGACAAUCACCACCGGGGAGGGGCAGGAGGAUGGAAGGCGACAUCUAGAGAGAGAUUGUGAAGACCUGGAUGAGGAAGAAGAACAAAACUGCCGGAACUUGGGAUGUCGGUUCAUUAUGGGUGGAAACACCGGAGGGGACUCGGCGUCCUCACGAAGGAAAUGGAAGAAUAUGAUCCACCUGGCUGAGGUACAGAUGCCACCGCUGCCCAAGCGGAAGAAGAAGGAACCCUUGAUCUUCACAGAUGAAGAUUACCCGCCAGUCCUUAGUCCCCAUCGGGAUGCACUGGUGGUGAAGGUGGAGAUCAACAAUGUGGUCGUCCAUCGCACGCUGGUCGAUACCGGUAGCUCAGUCAACAUCAUGUAUAGCAAUACUUGCAAAGAAUUGGGCUUAUCCCGAGGAGAUCUUAAGCCAAUCUGCACCCCACUAUCGGGAUUCACAAGGGACACCAUUGAAGCGGAGGGAACCAUCACAGUGAAGGCUGGGGUAGGAGAUGGAACCCACCGACUUUGGCUCGACAUGGAAUUUAUGUUUGUCACCCCUACUGGGGUGGGAGUGGCAAGAGGAAAUCAGAGUUUGUCUCAGUCGUGCUAUGUUAGGGCGACCAAGAGCCAGGCACGGUUCAACGAAAAUGUCAGCACGAUCUGUGCCGCAAUACAGAAGGAAGAGGGGCGAUCGAGGGCGGAGCCGGCAGAGGAAGUAGAGGAUGUGGCCCUGGAUCCAGCAAAGCCGGAGCAAAAAGUAAAGGUAGGUAAGACCCUGACGCCUGGACUGAAGGAACGGCUGGUGAGUAUCCUUCAAUCGUUCAAAUUGCUAUUUGCCUGGGGACCUGGGGAUAUGCCCGGGGUCGACCCACGAAUCAUUUGCCAUAGGUUGGCGGUAGAUCCGACCCACAAGCCGAUCAAGCAGAAGAAGCGCUUCCUCUCCUCGAAAAGGAGAGAUUUCGUCACAAAGGAGAGGAUCGAUCCCCAGCCUUGGAUCGAUCCCCCGAAGCUUUGACAGAAAUUUAUUUUCGUUGGCUUACUCCAGGUGAUCGAUCCUAAGCCCUGGAUCGAUCCCCAACGGUCCAAUUCUGUCAAAAU